Molecule: messenger RNA, 1300 nt
Organism: Thunnus maccoyii (southern bluefin tuna)
Lineage: Eukaryota; Metazoa; Chordata; Actinopteri; Scombriformes; Scombridae
Gene: med21
Product: mediator complex subunit 21
Exons: 4
Coding region: 86-523 (145 amino acids)
Biological process (GO): regulation of transcription by RNA polymerase II
Cellular component (GO): mediator complex
Molecular function (GO): transcription coregulator activity
Source: RefSeq, a predicted model, not a curated record
CAAAGCUUCUCAAAUACCGCGAUAUUUUAGGCUGUCUAGAACAUUCACGCGAGAAUGAGUGGGAUUUUGUCAAAUUACAGAAGACAUGGCGGACAGGCUAACACAGCUUCAAGACGCUGUCAAUUCGCUUGCAGAUCAGUUUUGUAACGCCAUCGGGGUCCUGCAGCAGUGUGCUCCUCCUGCCUCCUUCAGUAACAUCCAGACGGCUAUCAACAAAGAUCAGCCCGCAAACCCAACCGAAGAAUAUGCUCAGCUAUUUGCAGCCCUCAUUGCCAGAACAGCCAAAGAUGUGGACGUACUAAUCGAUUCUUUGCCGAGUGAGGAGUCUACAGCAGCUCUGCAGGCGGCCAGUCUACGGCAGCUGGAAGAGGAGAACCAUGACGCUGCAGGGCGCCUGGAGGAGGUGGUUUACCGCGGGGAUAUGCUGCUGGAGAAGAUCCAGAGCGCCCUGGCUGACAUAGCCCAGUCUCAGCUCCGCACCCGCAACGGAGCACCAAGCCAGCCUUCACCAGCCGAAUCCUGACCUGCAACAACACAGUACAUAAUGCAAUUUUUGGACAAUUUUUCAUUAAUUUCAUUUUUUUUUUUUUGACCCUUGAUUUCUACUCUCAGACACCAGCUGCGAGCCUCACAACACAUGCUGAAUGUGUCUGUGUCAAACAAGCUGUAAGACAUCAUUUGGUUGCUUAUUUACUGUUUUAUCUUCACACACCAGCCAGUGGUCUCAAGGCAAAACACACACAUCUACACUCAGAAAAAAUGUCCAAGUGGAAAAGACUAGAUGUUGAUCAGAUUCAUGUGGAUGAGACUAGCAGGAUUCCCUCACAGGUAUGGAUAUGUACAGAAAAACAAUGAAGGUGAUAUGUUGUUGUGCUCUUUGUACUCAGUUACAGAGACACAGACGUCUUAGCCUAAAAAGAUUGUUGGAGAAGAGUAGAAGAAGAUGUCUUAACAUACACCCUGUUUUGUUUAUGGACAUUUCUCUCAAUACAAAGAGUUAAGAAAAAUAUGUCUUAACUGGCAUAAGGACUGGUCUGAAUGUGUGAACAGUCACCCUUGUCAGGUUUUGUAUGUUUUAUGUAUAUGUUGUAUAUUAAGUCAUUGUAACUCGGUCUGCUUUUGUAAAUAUUUAUGACUGAAAUGAUUCAAAUACUCGUUUUGGUGAAUCUUCACUCCCAAACCUCACAACACUCUGGAGACUGCUUUAAAAAGUUCAAUCGCUGGGCUCAGUGUAACUCCAUGUCUGAUGAUUCUUUUUCUGUUUUUUUUUUUUUUAAAUAAAGUUUGAAUAAACACUGAA